AUGAAGUCCCAGCAGCAGCAGAGCGGCAGUAAGCGUCCCAGUAACAGCACACCUCCUCCCACUCAGCUCAACAAGAUCAAAUACUCUGGAGGUCCUCAGCUGGUGAAGAAGGAGCGCCGCCAGAGUUCAUCUCGCUUCAGCCUGACCAAGAACAGAGAGCUGCAGAAACUACCUGCACUCAAAGACUCACCGCUGAUGGAGCGCGAGGAGCUGUUUGUGCAGAAGCUGCGUCAGUGCUGCGUCCUGUUCGACUUCGUCAGCGACCCGCUCAGCGACCUCAAGUACAAGGAGGUGAAGAGAGCCGGCCUCAACGAGAUGGUUGAGUACAUCACGCACAACAGCGACGUGGUGACCGAGUGCAUCUACCCCGAGGCCGUCCUCAUG
Molecule: messenger RNA, 384 nt
Organism: Plectropomus leopardus (leopard coralgrouper)
Lineage: Eukaryota; Metazoa; Chordata; Actinopteri; Perciformes; Serranidae
Source: RefSeq, a predicted model, not a curated record